CUAGUUUGGAGUUUUAGGUCUCGAGGCUUGUACUUUAUAUAGUUAAAUUGUUUUAGCUUAAAUUUUGCGAUCCAUAAUGUCUGAUGAGAGGGACUUAAGUUUUAUCUCAGACGUUAAUUUUGAGUGGAUACAAUCUUACAGUCACAUUACUGUUACAUUUUUCUGUUCAGAUUUAAAAAAGGAAGAUAUCAACCUUAAAUAUGGGGAUGGCAGUUACUUACAAUUAGAAUUUCUAAGUAAAAAUCAAAAGGUGUUACUUCGUUUGUUCGAUUUUGUUGUGCCUGAAGCUUCAACCUUUCGGAUCUGCAAGUCAACUAUUGAAGUUAAACUAAGGAAACAAACGGAGUAUUAUUGGCCUCGUUUAAUUAAAGAAGGCAACAAGAUUUCUCCAACAGAGUUACGUAAAAUAGUUUCUUCUAAGGAUGAAAAUAGUAGUAAAAAUAGCGAAGCGCUAAAAAAAAAGAAGGAUUGGAAUAAAAUUGACUGGGAAAUUAAGAAAGCAGAGGAGGAAAGCAAGGAAGAAGGUGAAGGAGCUCUAGAAAAACUUUUUAAAAAAAUCUAUGCUAAUGCUGACGACGAUACAAGGCGUGCUAUGAACAAAUCUUUUUCUGAAAGUAGAGGCACUGUACUUAGUACUAAUUGGGCCGAAGUAGGCUCUAAAAAAGUCAAUGUUGAACUUCCCGGUGGUUUAGAAGAAAAUCAUCACUAAAGAAUAAAGGAUUAUCUUUCUUUUAUUAUGAGUACCGCCUGGUAGACUGAAGUAAAAUUCUACUACUAGUCC
This is a messenger RNA of Zophobas morio, 781 nucleotides long. RefSeq names its product protein SGT1 homolog. Lineage: Eukaryota; Metazoa; Arthropoda; Insecta; Coleoptera; Tenebrionidae. The transcript is spliced from 5 exons. Bases 77 to 709 code for a protein of 210 amino acids. Gene Ontology annotation, molecular function: protein-folding chaperone binding. The record is from RefSeq and is a predicted model, not a curated record.